ACUGUCGCACGUUUUCAAUAUAACCUCAGUUAUUUUGGUAGCGACCUAGCGCGAACAUCGUAAAUAAAACAGUAGUCCUUCGGUGUAUACAAAUAUUUAACCAGUUCAUACAUAAAUUUUAAAAAAGUGGUAGGCGUACGUGCUUAGGGAGGGAGAACAUUAAUUGAUUCCGACGAUUCCGACAAACUGUACCGUUGGCUUUAAUCGGUGACAACCUAAUCGAUAAGGUCACAAUCAAUUUGAGAGUCGAGUGUUUGGAAUGGAUAUUUAUAACCGGUGCUGUUCUUAACAGUUUGAGAAAAACGUGGGUGUACGCGUCGGGUGUGAUGAAAUUAGAUAUAUUUAGAAAAUGACAUGGAUAGACAGAAGAAAUGGAUUGCGAUCGUCCUUGUUGGUGUUAUAGCGACAGUUUACCUGCUGCAUUCUGGCGCAAACGUAAACGGUACUACUGUACAACCAGAGAAAAGAGAUAAAUAUUUGGUAAAUAGCACAAUGUGUCGAAUUCCGGAUGUCGGCCCUUGGAACAAAGAUUCGCUUUACUACUACAGAAAGAAGAAAUAUGUGCCGUGUACUUAUAAAAAAUUAUUAACGUACAUUAAGAAUAAUGGAAGCAUGGCCGUUUUGUACAUAGAUAAAUCUGCUGAACCUCUUUAUUCGACGAGGGGUCUAACGUGUUGCCUUAGCUACGUCCACAGAGUAUCUGAUAUUAGUGUUAACUUUACAAAAUGUGAAGAAUUUAAAGACAGUAUUGUUUUAAAAGAAAAUACGGUUCUAGUAAAAUGUUAUAAUAGUAAAAAUUUAGAAGAAGUUUAUUCAAAUGCUCAUUCGGCGGCUAUGGUGAGUGAAGAUGUUAAACUUAAAGCUAGAACUUUAAAAGAAAGGUUGGAUCCUCCUAGUGUAUUAUUGGUGGGGAUUGAUAGUGUUUCUCGCUGGAAUUUUGAACGCUUAAUGCCGAAUACAUUUAAUUUUUUAAAGAAACAUAAUUGGGCUAGUUUUGAUGGGUACAAUAAAAUAGACGAUAACACGUUUCCUAACUUAAUGGCUAUACUAACCGGUAGAAAUUAUUCUAGUAUAUUAAAAUAUUGUGAUUGGAGUAAAGUGGGUUUAUUAGAUACAUGUGAUUUUAUUUGGAAAGAUUUUAAAUCGAAUGGAUAUAUUACGGCCUACAGUGAAGAUGAAAUAGCACUUAACACGUUUAGUUACUUAGCACCUGGAUUUCAAGAUCCACCAACAGAUCUUUAUUACAUUCCUUAUAUAAUCGCUGCGGAAUCAAUUUCAUUCACAUCGUUAGACCACAUGAGCUACUGUUCGGGACCUGAAAAUUCUGCAGAAAGAAUUUUUAACACAGCCAAAGAUUUUGCUGUCUCAUUAAAAGAUUAUCCUAAAUUUGGUUUAUUUUGGACAUCAACCGGUAGUCACAAUCGUUUAAAUUCAGCUGGACGAUUAGAUAAACCAACUUUAGAAUUCUUAGAAGACAUCUACACAAAUAACGUUCUGGAGAACACUAUUGUUAUCUUUUUUAGCGAUCACGGUUUAAGAUUUGGACCAUUUUUGCAAACUCGAACUGGAUGGUUAGAAGAAAGAUUACCGUUCCUGUAUAUUUCAAUUCCCCAAAAAUUGAAAAGUAAACUUCCUUUAGAAUAUUCGAAUUUAAUCGGCAAUAAAAAUCGAUUAACUUCACCAUUCGAUUUUCACAUGACUUUAAAAGAUAUUUUAGUGAUGUCGGGGUUGCAAUACAAUGCUACACAAAGUGCCUCUUGUCCCGGUUGUAUUUCGCUUUUUAAACCGGUCAAAGAAGAAAGAAGUUGCUUGGAAGCCGGAAUAACGACUCAUUGGUGUACUUGUUUCGGGUACAAAGAUAUCAAUAUGAACAACGACGUCGUCUUUCAAGCCACCGAAUUUGCAGUUACCUCAAUUAAUAGUGAUAUAAAAGCCAAUUUAGUGUCUUCAACCAAAUGUGCCCAGUUAAAAUUAAAUAAAAUUAUAUCUUCUAGUAUUUCGGAUAAUGUUGGAGGAAAUAGCACAAAUCUUUUAUUGGUCUUCGAAACCAUGCCAGAAAUGAUACUUCAAACUACCGUAAAAGUAUCUUAUGAUAAUAACAAACCGAUUUUUGCUUUGGAAGGAUCUGCAAGUCGUUUGGAUUAUUAUAGAUUAAGUAGCGAAUGCAUUACUUCUUGGGGCUAUAAAAAGUAUUGUUAUUGUAUGUACAAUGUUUUUGAAAAUAUGAAUUUUUUCAAUUUUUGGUUUGAAGUUUGAUGUUAAACGCUAAAAUUUGUGUUGCUUCUACAAGACUGAAUGUUAUUUACAUUAAAAAUUAUGUUGUGCCAUUAAAAAUGUAUUUUUUAAAUUCAAAUUAUAUUAUUAAAGAUAAA
Messenger RNA from Onthophagus taurus, 2372 nucleotides. RefSeq lists its product as uncharacterized. Lineage: Eukaryota; Metazoa; Arthropoda; Insecta; Coleoptera; Scarabaeidae. The record is from RefSeq and is a predicted model, not a curated record.